This is a messenger RNA of Perognathus longimembris pacificus (Pacific pocket mouse), 1197 nucleotides long. Its product is annotated as cytochrome c oxidase assembly protein COX16 homolog, mitochondrial. NCBI's taxonomy places the organism in Eukaryota, Metazoa, Chordata, Mammalia, Rodentia, Heteromyidae. The coding region runs from base 81 to 401 and encodes 106 amino acids. Gene Ontology annotation, biological process: mitochondrial respiratory chain complex IV assembly. The record is from RefSeq and is a predicted model, not a curated record. Gene Ontology annotation, cellular component: mitochondrial inner membrane. The transcript has 4 exons.
GAGCCAACAACUCUUGUAUUUGAAGGGGAGCUUGGGCCGCGAAGGGCCGAGGCCGAGCCGGGGGACAGAAGGGGUCAGUCAUGGUUGCAGCUUCGGUGAUGCGUACUUUGCGCAAGAACAGGACCCUGCGCUACGGAGUCCCCAUGCUGUUGCUGGUUAUUGGUGGUUCCUUUGGUCUUCGUGAGUUUUCACAAAUCCGCUAUGAUGCUGUGAAGAUAAAAAUCGAUCCUGAACUGGAAAAAAAACUGAAAAUGAAUAAAGUAUCUUUAGAGUCAGAGUAUGAGAAAAUAAAGCACUCCACUUUCGAAGACUGGGAGAAUAUUCGAGGCCCUAGGCCUUGGGAAGAUCCUGAUCUCCUCCAAGGACGGAAUCCGGAAGUUCUUAAGACCAAGACAAACUGACUAUGAUAAUUAAAAACAACAACAACAACUUUGUCCACUGGACAGACUUCUAGUCCACUGGAAAAAUAUCACAGGUCUGCAACUGCACUUGGACAUGAGUAAUUUGAUGGCAGAUAAUUAUGAUUAAAAAGUCAACAAGUCUUUUUACUUCCCAGCUGGUCCAUUUGCAAACAAAGGCAGCACUGUUGACCACGAGAAGGUCACCGUCCACGGGAAGGCCAUGAGCACUGCUACCAGAGUGUCUCCAGUUAGCCACUCAGCCCUCUUCCCCAGCCACUGUGCCAUUUCAUUCAAAGAGAAUAGUAACCCUGUCUAAAACCUUACGGUAAAAUUGAGCAAUAUAUAUUUAUAUUGAACCUAUAUAAGAAAAUAACGGUGAUCACAAUUUUGGCUUUAUUUAUGAUACCUGAUAUACUGUACAAAACCUGGUGAUUGUCUUGAUAUUACCAAAUGUGGAAAAGAAAUUAUAUGAUUCCAGUUUAGUCAGAAGUAAUAAAGGAUUUAUUUGUAAUUACAUGAUUAUAAGAAGAUAGGGAAAACUUGUUCAUGUAAACCAGACAUGACUGAUUUGGGAAGUACUGUUUUAAGCUUUAUGCUUUAGCAUAAUUUACAUGUAAAUUGAUGAUAGCUUUUCACUUAUUCUUUUAUCUUAGUAAUUUUAGGUUUGGUAUAAUCUGAUCAGUAAGCAAAAGCCUGGGAGAGUUAAUUUUCCAAGUCUUUUACUUCCUUUUAUUCCUGCCUUUUUCUUGGCCUUAUGGUGUUUUCAUGUUGAAUUUUGAGUACACCCACUGUAAUU